ACAAGACGUAAAAUCUCACAGAAUGGGGUGGAUGAGUUGUUAUCUUGUCAGCUGUUGGAUUUGGUGUUCCCUUCUGUCCAUGGUGAAUAAUGAAGAACUACUGGAACUGGGCGGUCCAAGAGAUUGCAAGAAUGCUCGCUUUGUUCCUGGCUACAACCUGGGUGGAGAGGGCUUUGACGUUGUGAAGAUGGAGCGAAAAAAGUCUUAUGUCAUCGACAUGGAAAAGUGGAACAUUGGGAACGGCAGCUGCAAAAUGUACAGUAACCCAUACCUGAACAAUGCAAAGCAGAAGAUACCUGCUGCUGUGGAGUUCUGGAGAACACUCCCAAAGUGUUCAAUGAAGGUUUCCAGCAAGAUAUAUGAAUCAAGUGAAGCUCUGGUGCAAGAAUCUACUUCGUCCAUCUCAAACAACUGGAGAGCUGGACUCGAUGUGAUGUUUAAGGGUUUGGGUUCAUUAGGAGGCACUCAUUCCCGUGAAGCAAAAUUCGGAAUGAAGAAGUCAAAGGAGGACAAUUUCAGUUUCACCAAGCAUGUUGUUCAGUGCAGCUUUUACAGCUACCAAAUAGUAUCCUCGCCCCCAGUGCAACGCAACUUUCUUAAGGCUCUGCAGUCUCUUCCCCGAAAAUAUGAUCCACGCUCCUAUAAACGCAUUAUCGACAAAUUUGGCACACACUAUACCACAGGAGUGGACUUAGGUGGGAGGAUGAAAGCAGUAACCGCCAUCAAAACCUGCAAGGCAUCAUUGAGUGGACUUACGGACACAGCGGUCAAAGACUGUUUGGAUGUGGAAGCAUCAGGCACAUACAAGAGUGCCACUUUGAAUACAGAGUCCAGAUACUGUCAAAGCCUAAAGCAGAAAAUGAGUACAAAUGAAAAAUUCAGCUCAAUGUUUAAUGACAGACAGACAGAGAUUAUAGGAGGGAACAUCAAUGGUGAGGAUCUCCUUUUCUCCAAGAACUCACAUCCAUAUGCUUUAAAAAAGUGGCUGAAUUCCCUGAAGACCAUCCCAGAUGUGGUGACAUACACUCUUCACCCCCUACACACCGUCCUGAACCAAAGGCACCCUGCCAGGAAGGGACUAAAGAAGGCAGUAGAAAAUUAUAUCCGUGACAAUGCCUUAAAAAAAGUUUGCUCCAGGUCCUGUAAGAUAGGGCAUAGAAGUAGAGGAAGAGAUUGCUGUGCCUGCGUUUGUGAAGGAAGUCAAACUGUACUGUCCAACUGCUGUCCUACUGCACCAGGUCUAGCCACACUGAGGGUGUUUAAUCUCCGAGCCAACGGUUUAUAUGGAGACACCUUUUCUAAAACAGAUGGCUAUGUAGAAAUCACAUACAGAAGCACAUUCAAACGCACUGCAGUAAUUACAGACAAUGACAAUCCCCGCUGGAGAGAAUCAUUUGAGUAUGGCCCUGUCAAGCUGUCCACCAGCCAAAAAAUCACUUUUAAAGUAUAUGAUGAAGACACUCCUUGGAACAGAGACCUUCUUGGACAGUGCUCCUUUGACCUGAGAAGAGGACGAAAGACUAAAGUGUGUUACUUCCAGUACGGCACCUUCUUUUUCUCCUAUGAUGUAAAAUGUGCUCCUAAUCUGCAGGGUUCACACUGCACAACUUACAAACCUUCUCCGAUGGCCGCCCCUCUGGCCAAAAUAUUCCAAUCCAGAAACGGCAUUCUGGCUAAAGAUAUGUGGAAGCUCCAGGCGGCCCAGAAUUACUCCAAUAACCUCUCUUUCGAAGGUUAUUAUGAGUAAUACAAAUCCCACGCAGCAGAUAUGAUACUAAACAGCUUAGCUUGUCUUGCAAAUAAAAAUCUUAUGUUUAAAACAAACAAAAAAAAACCUUUGGUUUCAUAUGUUAUCCACUGCUUGCUGAAUUUUUGAUUGCCUUGCAAAUUGUACUUUUUUUUAAAUUAAA
Messenger RNA from Colossoma macropomum (tambaqui), 1910 nucleotides. RefSeq names its product perforin-1-like. Gene Ontology annotation, cellular component: membrane attack complex. Gene Ontology annotation, biological process: immune response. Bases 23 to 1747 code for a protein of 574 amino acids. The record is from RefSeq and is a predicted model, not a curated record. The transcript is spliced from 3 exons. NCBI's taxonomy places the organism in Eukaryota, Metazoa, Chordata, Actinopteri, Characiformes, Serrasalmidae.